GGGUCGCGCCGGGCCUGGGGCCGAGGCGGCGCGCGGCGCUGACAGCUGAGUCGGCUCGCGGCCUCCCGCCCCCUCUGUGCCCGGCCGCGACCCUGGCCUGGCCUGGCCUGUCCCGGAGCCAUGAGCCCCGGGCUGCUGAUGCUGCUCGGCAGCGCCGUCCUGGUCGUCUUCGGCCUCUGCUGCACCUUCGUGCACCGCGCUCGCAGCCGCUAUGAGCACAUCCCCGGGCCGCCGCGGCCCAGUUUCCUUCUAGGACACCUCCCCUACUUUUGGAAAAAGGACGAGGUUUGUGGCCGCGUGCUCCAAGAUGUGUUUUUGGAUUGGGCCAAGAAGUACGGACCCGUCGUGCGGGUCAAUGUCUUCCACAAAACCUCGGUCAUCGUCACGAGCCCCGAGUCGGUCAAGAGGUUCCUGAUGUCCACCAAAUACAACAAGGACUCCAAGAUGUACCACGCGAUCCAGACUGUGUUUGGUGAGAGGCUGUUUGGCCAAGGCUUGGUGUCCGAGUGUGACUAUGAGCGCUGGCACAAACAGCGGAGAGUCAUGGACCUGGCCUUCAGCCGGAGCUCCUUGGUCAGCCUGAUGGGGAUCUUCAAUGAGAAAGCGGAGCAGCUGGUGGAGAUUCUGGAAGCCCAGGCGGAUGGGCAGACCCCCGUGUCCAUGCAGGACAUGCUCACCUGCACCACCAUGGACAUUCUGGCCAAGGCAGCUUUUGGAAUCGAGACCAGCAUGCUCCUGGGGGCCCAGAAGCCUCUGUCCCGGAAAGUGAAACUGAUCCUGGAGGGUAUCAGCUCAUCUCGAAACACUCUGGCGAAGUUUAUGCCAGGCAAGUGGAAGCAGCUUCGCGAGAUCCGGGAGAGCGUCCGCUUCCUGCGCCAGGUCGGCAAGGACUGGGUCCAGCGGCGCCGGGAGGCCCUGCAGAGGGGGGAGGACGUCCCCGCCGACAUCCUCACUCAGAUUCUCAAAGCUGAAGAAGGGGCCCAGGACGAUGAGAUCCUGCUGGACAACUUCGUCACCUUCUUCAUCGCGGGUCACGAGACCUCUGCCAAUCACCUGGCCUUCACGGUGAUGGAGCUGUCACGCCAGCCGGAGAUCUUGGCGAGGCUGCAGGCCGAGGUGGACGAGGUCAUCGGCUCCAAGAGGCACCUUGACUGCGAGGACCUGGGGAGACUGCAGUACCUGUCCCAGGUCCUCAAAGAGUCGCUGAGGCUGUACCCGCCAGCGUGGGGCACCUUCCGUCUGCUGGAGGAGGAGACUUUGAUCGACGGGGUCCGCGUCCCUGGCAACACCCCGCUCCUGUUCAGCACCUACGUCAUGGGGCGGAUGGACACGUACUUUGAGGACCCGCUGACUUUCAACCCGGAUCGCUUCAGUCCCAAAGCACCCAAGCCCAAGUUUACCUACUUCCCCUUCUCCCUGGGCCCCCGCUCCUGCAUCGGGCAGCAGUUUGCUCAGAUGGAGGUGAAGGUGGUCAUGGCCAAGCUGCUGCAGAGGCUCGAGUUCCGGCUGGUGCCCGGGCAGAGUUUCGGGCUGCAGGAGCAGGUCACGCUCAAGCCGCUGGACCCCGUGCUGUGUACCCUGCAGCCCCGGGGCUGGCAGCCUGCCCCCCCGCCCCCACCCUGCUGAGGGGCUGAGGGCAGGACCAGACUCCUCAGCCAGGGCUGCACCCACCCUGCUCCCUGCCCUCUUCCCCCGGAGCACCCUCCACGCCAGCUCCUAGGGGGCCCUCUGCCCACCACCGCCUGCUCCACACCCCUCGGACCUCCUCGUCCCCUCUGCUAACUCUGCCGCCCUUCCUGGAGCAGCCCCUGCCUAACUCCCAGCUGCCAUCUAGAUGUGCCAUUGUCUCCCCCAACCUCUUUGCGUAGGCCACUCCUUCUGCCAGACACCCUAACUCUUGCUCACUCCCUAAAGCCCUCUUCAGGUGUCGCCUCCUCCAGGAAGCCCUCCCUGCCACCCCCGGCCGGGCCAGGGGCCCCUCCUCUGUGCUCCCUUGGUCACCUGUGCUACCUCUAACACCACACUGACCACACUGUAUCGUGAGUGUCCUUUGACGUGACCUACUGCCCUGCCAGGCUAUGAGUGCCUCGAGGGUGGGGUCUGCGUGUGAUUCAUCUCUGAGCCCCCCGUGCCCACCCAGGGCCCGGCACAGAGUUGAUGCUCAAUAAAUAAAUGUGUUGACUGC
Phacochoerus africanus (Common warthog) is the source of this 2185-nucleotide messenger RNA. Its product is annotated as cholesterol 24-hydroxylase. Lineage: Eukaryota; Metazoa; Chordata; Mammalia; Artiodactyla; Suidae. Gene Ontology annotation, biological process: cholesterol catabolic process. The record is from RefSeq and is a predicted model, not a curated record. The coding region runs from base 121 to 1626 and encodes 501 amino acids. The transcript is spliced from 15 exons. Gene Ontology annotation, molecular function: heme binding; cholesterol 24-hydroxylase activity; iron ion binding.